Messenger RNA from Esox lucius (northern pike), 911 nucleotides. RefSeq lists its product as uncharacterized. Lineage: Eukaryota; Metazoa; Chordata; Actinopteri; Esociformes; Esocidae. The coding region runs from base 1 to 657 and encodes 218 amino acids. The transcript is spliced from 5 exons. The record is from RefSeq and is a predicted model, not a curated record.
AUGGCCCUGAGUAUAUGUCUCUGUCUAUGUCCUCAAUAUGGGAAGGUACCUCAGGCAGCACAGAGCCCAGGGAAGGUGGCUUUUCUUCUGCCUGGCCAGACCUCGGCAUGCCCUUCCCCUGAUGAAGCUCUACAGGCCACGCGCACCGCUGUGAGGGCCACCUCCAGACAGGAUAUGCCCCGCCUUCUGUGUCAUCCUAACCACACCCCUAUUGUGGCAUUCGGGGCCACUCCGGUGGGCGUCACCAUUCUGCCUCCCAUCACUGACACCAGCCAGAAGGGCGGGAAGCUCCUUCGGGAAAUUGCCGUUUCCCAACAUGCAAUACAGAGACCAGGGAAGGUGGAUUUUCUUCUGCCUGGCCAGACCUCGGCGUGCCCGCCCCCUGAGGAACCUCUACAGGCCACGCUCCCCGCUGUGAAGGCUAUUUUCAGACAGGAUAUGCCCGGCCUUCUGCUUGAUCCUAACCACACCCCUAUUGUGGCAUUCAGGGCCAGUCCGGUGGGCGUCACCAUUCUGCCUCCCAUCACCGACGCCAGCCAGAAGGGCGGGAAGCUCCUUCGGGAAAUUGCCGUUUCCCAACAUCCUGAGACAAAUGAGCCAGUUGCGGAAAAUGAAAAACAGGCUAUCAAAAAGAAAAUCAGUCUGAGGAAGAGGUAAGGACACAAAGACUAAUUGAGAUAAAAAUAUAGAGGACAUUCAUGUAUCUAUUCAAAUAUAUUUAUAAUUUCUGUUAGUAAUGAGAGGGUGAUCUGGUAAAUAUGAUGGAUUACUGCCAAAGCUCCCAUGUAACUGGACUCUUACGUUUUUUUGACAGAUUUGUUCAAUGGCUGCGUAAACUGACAUGUAUGUCAAAGUAAUGGACAGCAGCCACACCUGCACACACGUGCGCACACACACACACACACACACAC